Acromyrmex echinatior (Panamanian leafcutter ant) is the source of this 2769-nucleotide messenger RNA. Its product is annotated as nardilysin. Gene Ontology annotation, molecular function: metal ion binding. The record is from RefSeq and is a predicted model, not a curated record. NCBI's taxonomy places the organism in Eukaryota, Metazoa, Arthropoda, Insecta, Hymenoptera, Formicidae.
AAGCAAGUGGCAUAACGGAAGAAGAAGCCGUAUCGAUUAGAGUGCUAAUUAAAAUCAUCUAUCAGAAACGAUUUAAUAUUGGAAAUUCUUUCAUCGAAUCGUAUUAUACCGAUCGAAAUAAUGCAAGAGAGUGGAAAUAAUGAGAAUUGUCAAGUCGAAUAUCUAGAAACUCCCGUCAAAUCGGAGAAUGACAAGAAGGAAUAUAGAGCGAUCAGAUUACCAAAUGGUUUAGAAGUUUUGCUAAUAUCCAAUGAUGAUUCAAAGACAAGCUCUUCUCAACAUCAAGAUAUGAAAAAUGAAAUGAAGGCAGCAUGUUGCUUAAGUGUGAAAACAGGAUUUUUCAAAGAACCACCAGAAUUUCCAGGCAUAUCAUUUUUCUUCGAGCAUAUCCUUUUGGCUGAAUUCAAAAAAUAUUGCCAAAAACAUAAUUUAAUAGAACUCGAUAAACAUGGAGGCAGUUGUAAUUACUUUUUUCAUUACAUCGAAUAUACAUCGUUCUUCUUUGAUAUUCAAAAGGAAUACUUUUUAUCAGUUCUCAUUCGUUUUGCUGAAUUUUUCACUAACCCUCUACCGGAAAAAGAUGCAUUUAUGCAGAAUCGAAACGACAUAAAAAAAGAAUUUCAGACAGCUUUAAAUUUAGCCAAGAACAGAGUUCCUCAACCACAGCUUUCCUCCUUUACGCGAACUGAUCAUCCAAUCAACAAGAUUACUGAGGAUCGUAUUAUAAAAGUGCACGAAAAUUUGGAUUACACGAAAUUAUAUGAAGAGCUACACAAAUUCAAAGAGCGCCAUUAUAGUGCUCGCAUAAUAAAGCUGGUUAUACAGGCAAGAUUACCGCUGAAUACAUUGGAGCAAUAUGUCACAACUGAUACGUGUUUUGUUAAUAUACCAACUCUCGAUGACUCUACCGAAUUAAUAAAAAAUGAUAUUCCUUUUGAUACUGCCGCUUUUCAAAGAAUGUAUAAAAUUUCUGCUUCGAAACAUGAAGAACAACUAGAAAUAACAUGGGCCAUGCCUUCGCAAUUGGCUUUAUAUAAAAGUAAACCAUAUCGAUAUAUCGCAUGGCGUAUUGGAAAUGAAGAAAUAGGUUCCCUAAUUUAUUAUCUACGCGAAAAAUUAUGGAAUAUUUCCAAUAAGAAAAUUUGUUACGAUAUACAUACUAUCGCGUACAGCUUAGUCAAGAUUAGUAUAGGUCUCUCCAGUAAAGGAAAACAACAUAUAAAGAAGAUACUAGAUACGAUAUUUUCCUAUAUCAAUUGGUUAAAGAAAGAAGGUCCGCAGAAAAAAAUUUACGACGAAUUUAGUCAGCGUUCAGAAAAUAAUUUUAGAUAUCUUGAUGAAGAAAAUCCAAUGGAUAAUGUGAAGGAUUUAUGUAUAAAUUUGCACCUCUAUCAGUCGCGCGAUUAUAUAACUGGAAGCAAAAUUUAUUUUGAAUAUGAUCCAAAAGCUAUAACAAACGUUUUGAAUUAUUUAACGCCAGAGACUGCAAAUAUUAUGAUUUUCGACAAUGACUUUGGCAAUCUAACAUUAGAUAAACUCGAUUCAUGGUCGAAAACGUAUACAGACAUCGAGGUACCACAUGAAUGGCUCGAACAUUGGAAAUCCAUCAAGCCAUUGCCAGAUUUUUAUUUACCGGAGGCUAACCUUUAUGUUGAAUAUUCUUUAGAAUUACCUGCAAAAGUUCCAAAAUAUCCUGUAAAAUUGUACAGUAAUAAUAUAGCAGAGCUUGCCGCUCUCAUGACAAUGUACUGCAACAUAUUAAAACUACAAGCGGUGGAAGAAUUACAUCCAGCUGUAAAGAGUGGGUUAUACACCUAUGACAUCAGUCUUAGUGAGAAAGGAAUUAUAACAAAAAUAUCCGGACCUAUGCCAAUUUUGUUGUUGUCAAUUAUAAUAAAAUAUAUGAAGUAUUUGGAUGUUACAAAGGAAAUGUUCGAAAUAAUCAGAGAUCAACAAAUUAAUCUCUAUCAUGAUACAUUCACUAAACCUGGGAAACUCGCUGAUACGAUGCAAUCGAAUAGAGUCUUUCAGUUACUCUUGGGCACAAGUUAUUACAAAUUGAAAAAUAUCAACAAACGUGAUCCAACUUCCGUUGUGGUAAAUACUUAUCAAAUCGAUGUCACGUCAAUUGAGCUAUCAGUAUUAAUGAGACUAAUGAUUAUGAUAAUGAAAAAACAAUUGUCAAUGCAAUGUGAAUUAAAAAAUCAAGAUAAUCUUAUACAAGAUAUUUCAUGCGACUGUACAGAUGUCGAUGGGAUUUUAGAAUAUUCUGUUAGUACCACUUAUUCAGUAGAAAAUAAAUUAUACACAACUGAGGACAUUGCGAAGUGGAUGGAUGAAUUUCUGGUAUUUUUUAGAGAAUUUUUGAAUAAAUUCUCAGAAAAUGACUUAGAUGAUGUGAAGGAAAGAUUUAGAAUAUUUAAGCAACAUGCUGAUAUGAAUGUUAGAGAAGAAAUUAACAGAAACUGGGAUGAGAUCAUGAAGUGCGAAUACAUGUUUGACAGACACGAGAGAGAAAUACUUGCAUUAAACAAAAUAAAAAUAAACGAACUAAGAGAAUGGUUUGAUAAGUACACGCGGGACGAAAAUUAUAUGAGACAAUUGAGUGUACAUAUUGUAGGAAGUAAAUCCGACAAAAUGCCAUCCAUUGCUGUGGAAUAUAUAAUCGACGAACAUCAACAUAAUGACGAAGAAAAAUAUAUUACUAAAGUAGGACAAUACAAGAAAAACCUUUACGCUUAUCCAGCAUUUGAAGGAUACUCGAAUUAG